Messenger RNA from Penicillium odoratum, 1482 nucleotides. Its product is annotated as phytoene desaturase family protein. The coding region runs from base 1 to 1482 and encodes 493 amino acids. Gene Ontology annotation, molecular function: oxidoreductase activity. Gene Ontology annotation, biological process: carotenoid biosynthetic process. Lineage: Eukaryota; Fungi; Ascomycota; Eurotiomycetes; Eurotiales; Aspergillaceae. The transcript has 2 exons. The record is from RefSeq and is a predicted model, not a curated record.
AUGCUCAUGACUGAGAUAUUCGAAGAAACAUUUCAGCAUCUGGGCACAUGCAUGUCUUCUGAAGGCAUCGAGCUUCUCAAAUGUGAGCCAAACUGCAAGAUUUGGUUCGAAGACGAAGGAUGCUUUGCAACUUCUACAGACAUCGCGCACAUGAAGCUUGAAAUCGAGGACGUUGAAGGACCAAGCGGGUUUGAGCGUUUUGUUGCAUUUCUUGAAGAGUGUCAGAGACAUUAUGAGCAGAGUUUGAUCCAUGUGUUGAAAAAAGACUUCCCUAGUUUCCUUUCACUUCUCAGGCCCGCCUUUUUACCUUACUUGUUUCAACUCCAUCCCUUUCAGAAUGUUUGGCAACGGGCUUCCGUCUUUUUCACAUCCCACAAAGUCCGCCAAGUCUUCAGCAUUGGGAGUAUGUACCUUGGCAUGUCACCCUUUGAGAUCCCAGGAACUUACACGCUUCUCCAAUAUGCUGAGCUGGCAGGUGGAGUUUGGUACCCUCGGGGUGGCUUUCAUAAGGUGGUUGAAAAAUUGGUUCUCAUUGGUAAAAGGCUUGGCGUUGAAUAUCAUCUUUCACAUCCAGUGAAGGCAGUGACCGUAUCUCGUGGAAAGGCUUUGGGUGUCUCUGUGGACUUCGACAAACUUUUGAAGGCAGAUGCUGUUGUCAUAAACGCCGAUUUGACUUACGCCUACAAAUCGCUCCUUCCAUCGGAUUCAUCAAGCUGGGCUACAUUUAAGAAGGGCAAUAAGGUCUCCUGCAGCAGCAUAUCCUUUUACUGGUCACUUUCGACGACCAUACCCCAACUGGAGACCCAUAACAUGUUCGUGGAAAGUUCAUUUGGACAGCAAUCCACGCAAAUUUACUUGAAACGCCAAGGGUCGAUGAAAGCUUCUUUUUAUGUCCAUGUUCCCUCAAGAAUAGACCCAUCAGCUGCACCAGCAGGAAAAGAUGCGCUAGUUGUCCUCGUUUUGGUCGACAAUCUCGCAGGGUUAGAAUCAUGCGGUGAAGUGAUUAACGAUACGAAUCUGGUCUCUUAUGUCCGUGACCAUGUGAUUUCCUCUAUUCAGCAGCGAACGGGGGCCAUCGGUGUCAAGAAGCUCAUCGACCAUGAGAUUGUUAACACACCAUUGACAUGGCAAGGGGAAUUCAACUCAGACAAAGGCGGAAUAUUUGGCAUUGACCACAGUUUUUUCAAUAUACUGUCUUUCCGACCAAAGAUCAAACACGAAAGUGUUGAAGGUGUAUAUUUCGUUGGUGCCAGCACACAUCCCGGAGCUGGGGUUCCCACUUGUCUUGCGGGUGCAAGACUCACUGCGGAGAGAGUAUUGAAAGACCUUGAUGUUCCUAUUCCCUGGGAAAUUCCCACCCCCAAACGCAACUAUGCUUGGUCGCGAUUUUUCACGCCAAUAUCCAAUCAUUCUUCAUGGAAAUGGGUCCUAUUUGUUUUUUUCAUCGGGAUAGCGUUGGCAGGCUUUUUUUGGAAAUUAUAA